AUGGUCAACUUUUCAGGAGUGGACCUGACUGGGAAGACAGCCAUUGUGACUGGAGCCUCACGAGGAAUUGGGGCAUCGAUAGCUACUCAGCUUGGUCAACGCGGUGCCAAUGUGGUUGUCAACUUUGUGUCAGAUGGUAGCCGUGAGCGGGCUGAAAGUAUAGCCAAGUCGAUCAAGGAAAAUGGAAGUAACGCCGUGACUUGCCAGGCGAACAUCACCAACCUCAGCGACAUACCCAAGCUCAUCAGUUCUGCGCUUCAUCUCAGCCAGUCGGGUAAAAUUGAUCUGUUAAUUCACAACGCGGCGCUUGGAGUAGAUGCAAAUCUUGAUCAAGUCACGGAAGACCUGUACCUCAGCCAUUUUGACACCAAUGUGAAGGGGCCCAUCUUUUUGACUCAAGCUUUGCUCCCUUAUUUACCCAGGGGCGGCCGUAUCAUCUUCGUCUCAUCGGCAGCUGCUCGGCUGGGCGUCGCUGGCCAAACGGUGUAUGGCGCUACUAAAGCUGCCAAUGAAUCACUUGCUCGAGUAUGGGCCAAAGAGCUCGGCCAAUCCCACGGAAUCACCGUUAACUGCGUGAACCCAGGUCCGGUUGCAACUGAUCAAUGGAACGAAAGUGACAAGCAAUUCCGGGAAGACAUGCGUCCUCUAAUAGAAUCGACACCGGCAGCCGCACGAAUUGCCGAGCCCUCUGAUAUUGCACCGCUUGUUGCGUUUCUGUGCUCGGCAGACGCCGCAUGGUCGACCGGUGGCACGCUCUGUGCUAAUGGGGGCUUGUAUAACUAA
This is a messenger RNA of Clonostachys rhizophaga, 783 nucleotides long. Lineage: Eukaryota; Fungi; Ascomycota; Sordariomycetes; Hypocreales; Bionectriaceae. The record is from the annotation of a GenBank genome assembly.